Molecule: messenger RNA, 3682 nt
Organism: Chenopodium quinoa (quinoa)
Lineage: Eukaryota; Viridiplantae; Streptophyta; Magnoliopsida; Caryophyllales; Amaranthaceae
Product: pentatricopeptide repeat-containing protein At5g47360-like
Exons: 2
Coding region: 286-1722 (478 amino acids)
Molecular function (GO): protein binding
Source: RefSeq, a predicted model, not a curated record
GAUAAACAAGUUACUCCGUAAAUCAACGGAUGCAAGUAUGCAACAAGUUUGAACACAUUACCAAGUUAAGAAGCACAGCAACCGCUGGCAAGCGCGGCUGUUGCGGCGGACUAGCCAUCACCACCACCACCUCUGUCUUCUUCCAUACAUUUCCUCGCAGUAAGAUUUUAAUAUCAUUCAAACUGAUUUUUAUAUGUUCCCUUGAUCUCGCAGAAUCACACCAAGGUAAUUUUCGAGUCCAUUUUCCUUGUAUUAGCUCAUUAAAAUUAUCUUCUUCUUCCAAAAAUGGCGAUGUCAUCAAUUUCUCGCUUUUUCACCUCCGCAUAUAGGUUAAAAAACCCACCAUUUUCGCUCAUUACAAGAAUCAAUUUUUCAACAGCAGAAGAAUUUUGUACCCACCUCAUAAAUUGCCCUCAAAACCCUGAAAAAAUCCUUGUUAAUGUUAAUGCUCAAUUAGAUGUUCAAUGUGUUACUGCGGUGUUGCGUAGAUUUUCCUUAAAUCAGCCCCAAUUAGGUCUUCGUUUUUUCAUAUGGGCUGGUUUACAGCCUAAGUAUAGGCAUACUCAAUAUAUGUAUAACUUAGCUUGUAAGUUGCUCGAAAUUCGUCGAAACCCGGAUAGGAUUAGAGAGAUUAUUGAGUGUUAUGGGGUUGAAGGGUGUCAAACUAAUGUGAAAUUGUUUAAAGUUGUUCUUAAUUUGUGUAGAGAAGCUAGGAGUGCUGAUGAGGGUUUUUGGGUAUUGAGAAAGAUGGGUGAUUUUGGUUGUCAGCCGGAUUCAACGAUGUACAAUGUGGUUAUUGGGUUGUUUUGUGAAAGGGGGGAUCUUGAUAGGGCAAUGGGGUUGAUGAGAGAGUUGGAAUCAUGUGAUUUGUGUCCUGAUAUGAUUACCUAUAUGUCAAUGCUAAAGGGGUUUUGUUUUGCUGGGAGAUUGGAGGAUGCUUGUCAGUUGUUCAAGACUAUGAAAAGUCAUGGAUGUGUUCCGAAUUUGGUGGCAUACUCUGCACUCUUUGAUGGACUUUGCAGAGCUGGUAGUUUCGAGAGAGCGUUGGAGUUGUUGGGUGAGAUGGAGAAAGAAGGCGGGGAGUGUACACCGAAUGUCAUUACUUAUACAUCAAUUAUCCAGACUUUGUGUGAAAAUGGCAAGUCAGUUGAGGCAUUGUCGCUAUUGGAGCGUAUGGAGAGUUUUAAGUGCCAUCCUAACAGGAUUACUAUGAGUGUGCUAAUCCAAGGUCUUUGUCGUGAAGGGUAUAUUGACAAGGCAUUUAAACUUGUUAAUGAUGUAGUUGUUGGAGGUCAAGUCUCGAAAGAUGAGUGCUAUAGUUCUCUUGUGAUCUCCUUGUUAUGGAUCCAAAGAUUUGAGGAGGCAGAGAAGCUUUUCAGGUGGAUGUUAGGAAGUGCUGUGAGGCCUGAUGGGUUUGCAUGUACUGUCUUGUUGAAGGAUUUGUGUUUAAAAGGAAGAUUUUUUGAAGCAUUUGGUCUAUGUGAGGAUGUUCUGAAGAAGGGCUUUGUACUAACAAUUGAUUCUGAUAUAUACUCAGCCCUACUUCUUGGUCUUUGUCAGGAAAACCGUGUGGAAGAGGUAGGAAAACUGGCCAAUUAUAUGGUUGAGAAAGGGGUAACAAUCAAUACCUCUUACAUUGAUAACAUUCACAAGCACCUCAAAGGAUCAAUUGAGAUGGCGGGCUCGAUAAGGUUCACAGGAUGGUCAACACCAGAAGCUUGAAGGAGGUAAUUUGGCUUUAGAAAGAAGUAUGCAUUAUGGUAUUGAAAUUAGAGUGAUCAGGGGUCUUAAAUAUGAGGGUAGUCUUACUACUAAAAUUUAUGUUUAUGAUGGUUUAUAUAAAGUUGUUGAGUCUUGGUUUGAUGUUGGUAGAUCUGGUUAUGGUGUGUAUAAGUUCAAGCUUUUAAGAAUUGAGGGUCAACCUGAAAUGGGUAGUACCCUAUUGAAAUUGGCUCAAAGCUUGAGGACUAGGGCACUGCAGGUUAGGCCUGUGGGGUAAUUUUGUCUCGACCUUUCGAUGAAGAAGGAGAAUGUGCCCAUCUUUGUUUUUAAUGAUAUUGAUGCCGACAAUGACCCGUUGUACUAUGAUUAUUGCCCCACGGCAAUUUUCCCUGCUUUUGUGUAUUCAGGGGGAACUAUGGGGUGCAGUUGUAUUACUAGUUGUCAUGAUGGGUGUUUGUGUGCAAUGAAGAAUGGAGGGGAGAUUGCUUAUGAUAAUAAUGGUUUUUUGCUUAGAGGGAAACCUUUAGUAUUUGAAUGUAACAACAAUUGUGGUUGUCCUCCUAGUUGCAGAAAUCGUGUGAGCCAGAAGGGGCUGAAGCAUAGAUUGGAAGUGUUUAGGUCCAGGGAAACAGGUUGGGGAGUUCGGACUUUAGACUUGAUACAUGCUGGUGCAUUUAUCUGUGAAUAUGCCGGGCUUAUUCUUACAAGGGAGCAGGCUCAAGUUUUCUCCAUGAAUGGAGACACACUUAUAUAUCCUGGCCGGUUUACAGAAAAGUGGGCUGAAUGGGGGGAUCUAACCCAAAUAUAUCCUGGUUAUGUGACGCCAACAUAUCCGUCUAUUCCUCCAUUGGAUAUUGCCAUGGAUGUUUCCAAAAUGCGAAAUGUUGCUUGCUACAUAAGCCAUAGCACUUGUCCCAAUGUGAUGGUGCAGUUGGUGCUUUAUGAUCAUAACAACAUUUUGUUUCCUCAAUCUUAUGCUAUUUGCAAUGGAGAACAUCCCCCCGAUGCGGGAACUUAGCCUUGAUUAUGGUGUCGCUGAUGAAUACACUGGAAAGCUCUCAAUCUGCAACUAGAUUUGUUUUUUUCUCAGCUGUCCCAUCUUUGGAUGUGGUGCAGUGAAGUGCGUUGAGAAUAUGAUGCAGUAAGAUCUACGUGGGUUUUUUGGGCUUUCACAUCACACAAUUUUGUUCAAAUUUCCGGCAGUCAUCUUUUGCAAUGUAAGAUGGAAGACUUGACAUGCCAUUGGUUCACCAAGAUGAUAGUUGUUAUGUUGGAAUUUGGUUCUGCCACAAUAGGUAUACCUACCAAUUUUUAUUGAUUUGGAUGUUGUGGAGAUGCUAAAACCAGUGAUGGAAUUUUGAAGAGUUGACGGAAAUGGAGCUUCAGCAAUUAGAAUUGCUGUGCAGCUUAAUUUCUCGAUGGAGAUUGUUGCCUUUGCUGCACUACACUUCUCGAGUCAUACUUACCCCUUUCAACAGCUUGUUUCAACCUAAGCAGAAAUGUUUGUAGGCUGAUAAGCAGGAUUGUAAUUCAGUAUGUCGACUGUAUAUAUGAUGUUAAGAUUGCACAAGUGUGUGUACAGUUAGUGAUUGUGUUUAUGCUUGGGGUAGGUGGUUCGACUAAUCCCUCUGCUUGAGGGGUGCUCCAUUUUGUCUGUCAUCAGAUGUGUAGGCGCGCAGGUCCUUGUAAUUCCCGGAACUCCGGGAGGAUGUCAUGUAGUACUUUGUUUAAAAAAAAUAUAUAUAAUCCUUCUAGAUUUUAGACAUUCCCUUGUCUUGCUGUAUAUAUUUGUACAAAAAAAUGGUUAUUGUGAUCUUAGGCUAAAUGAUCCAAAAAUAUAUUUAACUUGUUUGAUGUUACAAGUUUUAUUUCAGAACAAUGGCUUUAUUUCCAUGAUUUGGAAAUAAUUCACAUUGUUUAAACCUCUAAAAAACAAGUACUCCCUCCGUCCCCGAAAGAA